This is a messenger RNA of Panicum virgatum (switchgrass), 1772 nucleotides long. Its product is annotated as GDSL esterase/lipase LIP-4-like. The record is from RefSeq and is a predicted model, not a curated record. Bases 163 to 1299 code for a protein of 378 amino acids. Gene Ontology annotation, molecular function: hydrolase activity, acting on ester bonds. The transcript has 5 exons. NCBI's taxonomy places the organism in Eukaryota, Viridiplantae, Streptophyta, Magnoliopsida, Poales, Poaceae.
GCCACCCCAGUUCCCACAGAAUCCGGCGGUACUGCCAGUGGCAGACAGCGACCGCCACCUCUCUCUCCUUCCGCGCCGCAGCACCUCACGUGCCGCGCGGACAGACAGGGGCCGAGCCAAGCCAAGCCAGCGCCCCGCGCCCACGCGACGCCGCGGUCACCAAUGUCGGCGGGGGCGGCGGCGGGUGCGGCCGGACGAACCUUGCUUCCAGCGUCUGUACUGCUGAUGGCUCUGGAGCUGCUGGUGCUCGCGAUGCCGGCGGCGGCGGGCUCCGGGUUCAGGUGCCGCCCGGGCUCCCGGCCGGUGCUGUUCAACUUCGGCGACUCCAACUCGGACACCGGCGGCAUGGCGGCGGCCCGGGGGUGGCACCUCACGCGCCCGGAGGGCCGCGCCUUCUUCCCGCGCCCCACCGGCCGCUUCUGCGACGGCCGCCUCACCAUCGACUUCCUCUGUGAAAGCUUGAACAUCAGCUAUUUGAGCCCAUUUUUGAAGGCGUUGGGUUCCAAUUAUACCAGCGGUGCAAAUUUCGCCAGUGCUGGUGCAGCAACACAACCACGAGAUGUUCCGUUUGCGUUGCACAUACAAGUCCAGGAAUUCUUAUACUUCAGAGAUAGAUCAUUGGAACUCAUCGAUCAAGGUCUGAGUGGUCCAAUUGAUGCACAAGGAUUCCAAAAUGCUCUAUAUAUGAUUGACAUAGGUCAGAAUGAUGUUAACGCUCGUCUGUCCAACUUGCCGUAUGAUCAAGUUGUUGCCAAAUUCCCACCAAUACUUGCUGAGAUUAAGGAUGCUGUUCAGACUCUGUAUAGCAACGGGAGCCGAAACUUUUGGAUACACGGGACGGGUGCUCUCGGUUGCCUGCCUCAGAAGCUUGCCAUACCGAGGAAAAAUGACAGCGAUCUUGAUCAGUAUGGCUGUCUCAAGACCUACAACAGAGCUGCAGUUGCAUUCAACGCAGCGCUGAGCAGCCUCUGCGAUCAGCUUAGUGCGCAGAUGAAAGAUGCGACGAUAGUGUACACCGAUCUAUUCCCCAUCAAGUAUGAUCUGGUUGCCAACCACACUAAAUAUGGCUUCGACAAGCCGCUGAUGACAUGCUGUGGGUACGGAGGGCCUCCCUACAACUACGAUUUCAACAAGGGCUGCCAGUCUAAGGAUGUGAUGGCCUACGACGACGGCUCUAAGUUUGUCAGCUGGGACGGCGUGUACCUCACGGAGGCAGCCAAUGCUGUCGUGGCCAAAGCCAUACUGAGUUCUCAGUACUCCAAACCCAGCCUCAAGUUCGAUCAGUUCUGCAGGGUCUGAUACUUUGUUCAUAUCUGAUACUGUACUAGUUUAGGCAAAUUGCAUGGAGACAGCUGGCAAUGGCAUGUCAAAGUCUAAAAGUCCGGAGAUGGUUGAAAGAAAUUGAUUACCUGGUUUAUUUACAGGGAGAGUGAAAUCAGUGCAAAUAUUAAUUUGUUGUCCCACCACAAAAUGCCACCUGAAAUGAGUUGCCUGUUUGAUGAAUGUGAAGGUGAACUGUCAACUAGAAGGGGUGUGUCUUGUUUGCCUGAGAAAUCGCAGGAGAGGUUGAAAUGUUGCUGGGCCGAAUGCCCCUUUGAAACUUUGAUAAACAUUUAUACGAUUUGAGUUCAUACUUAGGUCACCUUUUGUCCAGGGGUUGUAACCAUAAUUCUGGAUGAUGCUCUAGGAGGGUUGAAACGAAAGCAGUUUCGCCCUGUGUUUCUGUGUCAAAUAAUUCGCCUUGUUCGUAGUUGACAUUAUUUUCUUGUCCC